Messenger RNA from Batrachochytrium dendrobatidis JAM81, 614 nucleotides. RefSeq lists its product as uncharacterized. The coding region runs from base 51 to 482 and encodes 143 amino acids. The record is from RefSeq and is a predicted model, not a curated record. Lineage: Eukaryota; Fungi; Chytridiomycota; Chytridiomycetes; Rhizophydiales. The transcript has a single exon.
CCCAACCCUCUCUCAGCACUCUACUGCAGUAUACCCUUAUUUUAAUUAAAAUGCAUCUUGUUGCACUCUCCGUGGCCAUAACAGUUGCGUUGACUUUUGGUCCUACUUCAAUCUCCACCCUCCCCCUUCCUGGUUCACGAUUUAUUAAUCCAUCCAGUAAAUUCUACAAUCAACCCAAAGCAUAUAAACGAGACGGCUCCGGCGUUGUACCUGCCAGCUUCACAGGCGAGAAACAAAUCAAUGUACUGGAUGUCGAUGGCGUGAGCUACAAGGUCAACUAUGACGAUAUACGUGGCCUAAACGACUUGAGAGAACAAAAGAUGUCUCGUCUCUCGCACAACGUUUCCUUUAUCAAUAGCAAGAAUUUUGGCGGUCCCGAUGAGCCUGUUGAUGAGAUUAGUGUCACACUGCUAGGGAAAAACCCCAAGGCAGUCUAUCAACGCGACCUUGAGAAUCCACAAGGCAUAUUUUACAAGAAGUAGGCGGCCGUCUGGAUUGGACCUAGAUUAGACGGUUCGGUUUUUCAUUCAUUCGUCUUGUCAGUUUCAGGCAUCACAGCUGGUGAUAAAAAGGAUCAAAAUGGAAAAAUAAAUGAAAAAUUGUCAGUAACUAUC